Messenger RNA from Hibiscus syriacus, 2839 nucleotides. Its product is annotated as pentatricopeptide repeat-containing protein At5g04780, mitochondrial-like. Gene Ontology annotation, biological process: RNA modification. Gene Ontology annotation, molecular function: protein binding; RNA binding; zinc ion binding. The record is from RefSeq and is a predicted model, not a curated record. The transcript has a single exon. NCBI's taxonomy places the organism in Eukaryota, Viridiplantae, Streptophyta, Magnoliopsida, Malvales, Malvaceae. Bases 11 to 2833 code for a protein of 940 amino acids.
AAACAGGUUAAUGAAGAAAUGGAUGAUGAAAAUCCGUUGCCUGAAUUCCCUGCCAUUCCGUAAACCUCUUCCCCAAGGACCAAACACAGUUUUUAAAUCAUUCACUUCCUCUUCUCAGUGUGUUCAAAUCUCAACCCACGGCAGAAAAUCAUACCCUUUUUCAAGACUAACCCAACACCCCAAUUCCACAUCCUUCUCCGUUCCCUACUCUAAGCUUCUAUCAAAAUGCAAUGCCACCAAGACCCUAUCUCCAGGCAUGCAAAUCCAUGCACAUUUACUCAAAUUUGGGUCAAUCAAGGACCCUAAAACUAUCAACUUUCUCACCAAUUUGUAUGCAAAAUGUAAACUUUUUGGCUAUGCCCGGAAACUGGUUGAUCAAAGUCCUGAACCAGACUUGGUUUCUUGGUCUGCUUUGAUUUCUGGGUAUGCCCAGAAUGGGUUUGCUAAAGAAGCCAUUUUCACCUUUUACGAGAUGCAUUUGUUGGGUCUUAAGUGCAAUGAGUUCACUUUUCCGAGUGUUCUUAAAGCUUGUACUUUUACAAAGGAUUUCGAGUUGGGGAGACAGGUUCAUGGCGUUGCUGUGGUUACCGGGUUCGAUUCCGAUGAAUAUGUGGGUAACAGUUUGGUUGUUUUGUAUGCAAAGUGUUGGAGAUUCGACGAUUCGAGGAGGCUAUUUGAGGAUAUACCUCAAAGGAGUGUAGUCUCUUGGAAUGCGUUGUUUUCUUGUUAUGUACAGAGUGAUUACUUUGGUGAAGCAGUGGAGUUGUUUCAUGAAAUGGUUUCGAGUGGGAUAAGGCCUAAUGAAUUUAGUUUGUCUAGCAUGAUAAACGCCUGCACUGGGUUGGAGGAUAGUGGUGAAGGAAGUAAAAUACACGGGUUCUUGAUAAAACUUGGUUAUGAUUCGGAUCCUUUCUCGAAGAAUGCACUUGUGGACAUGUAUGCAAAGAUAGGAAUUCUCGAGGAUGCUGUUGCCGUUUUUGAGGAGAUCACAAAACCUGAUAUCGUUUCUUGGAAUGCUGUCAUCGCUGGUUGUGUUCUUCACGAUAACCAUGAUUGUGCUUUAGACCUUUUUGGGCAAAUGAGACUGUUAGGAACGUAUCCGAAUUUGUUUACCAUGUCAAGUGCUCUAAAAGCUUGUGCUGGCAUUGGUCUCAAGGAAUUGGGUAGACAGCUGCACUCUAAUUUGAUAAAGAUGAAUAUAGGAUCAGAUUCUUUUGUGGAUGUUGGACUUAUAGAUAUGUAUUCCAAGAGUGGUUUGAUGAAUGAUGCAAGAAUGGUUUUUAAUUUGAUGCCGAACAAGGACUUAAUUGCAUGUAAUGCUGUAAUCUCUGCAUAUUCUCAAAACGGGGAAGACGUGGAAGCUGUAUCUCUGUUUCCUUUGGUGCAUAAGGAAGGAGUUGGAUUCAAUCAGACAACUUUAUCGACAGUCCUCAAAUCUAUUGCCAGCUUGCAGGCGAGCAAUGUCUGCAAACAAGUUCAUGCACUCUCUGUGAAAACAGGAUUUGAAUCCGACCGUUACGUUGUAAACAGCCUUAUCGAUGCAUAUGGAAAAUGCACCAUUCUAGAAGAUGCAACAAGAAUAUUCAGAGAGUGCUUGAUGGUAGAUUUGGUAGGUUUCACAUCUAUGAUCUCAGCUUAUUCUCAAGCAGGUGAAGGUGAAGAAUCUCUUAAGCUGUAUUUAGAAAUGCUAGAUCGAGGGAUAGAGCCGGAUCCAUAUGUUUGUAGUUCACUCCUAAAUGCAUGCGCAAAUUUAUCGGCAUAUGAACAAGGGAAACAAGUGCAUGUACACGUCUUGAAGCAUGGAUUUACAUAUGAUAUCUUUGCUGGAAAUUCUCUUGUCAACAUGUAUGCCAAAUGUGGAAGCAUAGAUGACUCCGAACGCGCGUUCUCUAAUAUUCCCGACAGAGGAAUUGUAUCAUGGUCUGCAAUGAUAGGAGGAUUAGCUCAACAUGGCCAUGGGAAAGAAGCCCUACAGGCGUUUGAUCAAAUGCUUAAAUCCGGUGUUUCUCCGAAUCAGAUAACUUUGGUCAGUGUCCUUUGUGCUUGUAAUCAUGCAGGUUUGGUUACCGAAGCCCAAAAAUACUUCAGAUCAAUGAGGGAGCUGUUUGGAUUUGAACCUAUGCAAGAGCAUUAUGCUUGCAUGAUUGACAUACUUGGUCGAGCCAGGAGAUUUGAGGAGGCAAUGGAACUUGUUAAUACAAUGCCUUUUCAAGCAGAUGGCUCAGUUUGGGGAGCACUUCUCGGUGCCGCUAGAAUCCAUAAGAAUGUCGAGAUUGGCCAACGUGCUGCAGCGAAGCUUUUGAUUCUUGAACCGGAGAAAUCCGGUACCCAUGUUCUUCUAGCUAACAUAUAUGCAUCAGUUGGAAUGUGGGACAAUGUAGCAAAGAUGAGAAAACUCAUGAAAGACUGCAAUGUGAAGAAAGAACCCGGGAUUAGUUGGAUCGAGGUUAAAGACAAGAUACACACUUUCAUAGCGGGAGACCGAAGCCAUGUUCAGAGCGAAGAAAUCUAUGCUAAGCUCGAAGAGCUAAGUGAGCGCUUGAGCAAAGUUGGCUAUGUUUCGAAGGUGGAGUUCGAUCUUCAUGAUGUGGAUCGCGGUGAGAAGGAAAAGCUUCUAUACCACCACAGUGAGAAACUUGCAGUAGCCUUCGGAUUGAUCGUGACCCCGGCAGGAGCUCCUGUUAGAGUGAAAAAGAAUCUUAGAGUGUGCGUUGAUUGCCAUACUGCAUUCAAAUUCAUUAGUGAGAUUGUCUCCAGGGAAAUCAUUUUGAGAGACAUCAACAGAUACCACCAUUUUAAAGAUGGUUCAUGCUCUUGUGGGGAUUAUUGGUGAGAAUUC